AUGUGCAUGAACUAUCCUAAAAGUAAACCAAUAACUGAUUUACUGGUCAAUUCAAAUGAAACUAACAUUGUCGAUAUGGGCUGUGCUACUUUUAAGCAGCUGAUUGAUGGGCACUUGGUGAGUGCCAUCCGCGACGAAACAAAUCACUUUGUGAAUGAUAUGGAUCACCAGGAAAUUACGAACGGCAAUGGCAUAACAGGUACCAACAGCAGCUUUGCGGUGGAUUUGGAGAAACAGGCAUUGAAGGUUAAGGAAACAGUAGAGAGUGGAGAAUGUGGAGAUAAUAAUAAUAUUAAUAAUAAUAACAAUAAUAAUAAGAAUAAUAAAGACGUAGCACAAUGUCUAUCUCGGGAAAGUACCGGCUCUCUAAUUGGCGAGCGUAUCUGCAGUUCGCUAGUCAGAUGCCCAGAGGCGGAUAAACUCGGGAUGACAAGAUGGUACGGUCCUUCAGGUGUUCUACAAGAGGUUAGUAAGGGAGCUACCUAUUGGUUGGUAGCGAGCUUAAUCACCUCGUAG
Messenger RNA from Lodderomyces elongisporus, 516 nucleotides. RefSeq lists its product as uncharacterized. Lineage: Eukaryota; Fungi; Ascomycota; Pichiomycetes; Serinales; Debaryomycetaceae. The transcript has 2 exons. Bases 1 to 516 code for a protein of 171 amino acids. The record is from RefSeq and is a predicted model, not a curated record.